Molecule: messenger RNA, 1101 nt
Organism: Carlito syrichta (Philippine tarsier)
Lineage: Eukaryota; Metazoa; Chordata; Mammalia; Primates; Tarsiidae
Product: glutamine synthetase-like
Exons: 2
Cellular component (GO): cytoplasm
Molecular function (GO): glutamine synthetase activity
Source: RefSeq, a predicted model, not a curated record
AUGGCCACCUCAGCAAGUUCCUACCUAAACAAAGGCGUCAAGCAGGUGUACAUGUCCCUGCCUGAGGGUGACAAACUGCAAGCCGUAUAUAUCUGGAUCGAUGGUACUGGAGAAGGACUGUGGGGCAAGACCGGUACCCUGGACUCUGAGCCCAAGUGUGUGGAAGAGUUGCUCGAGUGGAAUUUUGAUGGUUCUAGUACUCUACAGUCUGAAGGCUCCAACAGUGACAUGUUUCGGGACCCCUUCAGCAAGGACCCCAACAAGCUGAUGUUCUAUGAAGUUUUUAAGUACAACAGAAAGCCUGCAGAGACCAACUUGAGGCACACCAGUAAACGGAUAAUGGACAUGGUGAGCAACAAGCAACCCUGGUUCAGAAUGGAGCAGGAAUAUACUCUCAUGGGGACAGAUGGUCACCCCUUUGGAUAGCCUUCCAAAGGCUUCCCAGGGCCCCAGGGUCCAUAUUACUGUGGUGUGGCAGCAGACAAAGCCUAUGGCAGGGACAUCGUGGAGUCUCAUUACCGGGCCUGCUUGUGUGCUGGAGUCAAGAUAGUGGGAACUAAUGCCAAGGUCAUGCCUGCCCAGUGGGAAUUCCAGAUCAGAACCUGUGAAGGAAUCAGCAUGGGAGAUCAUCUCUGGGUGGCACGCUUCAUCUUGCAUCGUGUGUGUGAAGACUUUGGAGUGAUUGCAACCUUCGACCCUAAGUCCAUUCCUGGGAACUGGAAUGGUGCAGGCUGCCACACCAACUUCAGCACUAAGACCAUGCGGGAGGAGAAUGGUCUGAAGUACAUUGAGGAGGCCAUCGAGAAACUAAGCAAGCAGCACCAGUACCACAUUUGUGCCUACGAUCCAAAGGGAGGGCGGGACAGUGCCCGGUGCCUUACUGGAUUCCAUGAAAUCUCCAACAUCAAUGACUUUUCUGCUGGCGUGGCCAACCAUAGCGCCAGCAUCCGCGUUCCCCGGACUGUCGGCCAGGAGAAGAAGGGUUACUUUUUUUACCAUCGCCCGUCUGCCAACUGCGACCCCUUUGCGGUGACAGAAGCUCUUAUCCACACAUUUCUUCUCAACGAAACUGGCGAUGCGUCCUUCCAGUACAAAAGUUAA